UUUAUGUGAAAAAGAGAAGAAUGAACCACAAACGAUACACGUAGGUAGGCACGUCGCGACGCAAGUUGAUCCUCCUUGCAAGUUCAAAGCAAAAUACAAGUCCGCGAUGCCAUACGUACGACGACGCGAUGCCGGCGGGAAACACGUAUACGUACGUGUAAAGAGCUAGUGUCUGUUUUCCUUGUACCGUCGGGACUCGGUUGCCGAUUCGAAUCCGACUGGACUCGACUCGAUUGCCUCCGUCCGUCUCGGCGUACGUGUGGAUGCUGCAUGGGCCGACUCGGACCUGAAGCUGUCCAUGAGAGUACAUAUAAUAGGACAUCUAGCCACCUCCCUUCAAUCCAUCAAACCAAACCACAUCCAGCAGAUCGACACACACGGUACGACCAACCUCCAUCGAACAGCCGACGUGAUCGAGGUCGAUCGACAAGCUUAAGGUAGCCGGCAAGCCAGCCAACAUGGGCUGCAGCAUGAGCCGCCUCCUCAAGGCUACCGUCGCUCUGGUCAUACUCGUCCUUCUCUUCAUGCCCGGGGCCAUGGCAGCCGCCGCCGCAAGCUUCGACGCCUCGCGGGCACAGCAGCUGCCCCUGCCGCCCGGAGAAGUGCACGGGCCCGAGAGCGUCGCCUUCGACGCUCAGGGCCGAGGCCCCUACAGCGGCGUCUCCGACGGCCGCAUCUUGAGGUGGAACGGGCCCAAGCUCGGCUGGACGACAUACGCCUACGGACCAGGCUACGACAGCGAAACGUGCACCACAUCCAGGUUUGGCACCGAGGCGGACAUAGAGAGCCGCUGCGGCCGCCCGCUUGGCCUGCGCUUCAACGAGAAAACGGGCGACCUCUACGUGGCCGAUGCGUACAAAGGGCUUAUGCGUGUGCCGCCCGGCGGCGGGGAGGCCACCGUGUUGGUCGACCAGAUUGAUGGCAUGCCGCUGCGCUUCACCAACGGGGUUGACGUCGAUCAAGUCACCGGUCAAGUCUACUUCACCCACAGCUCGAUGAACUACGACAGGUCAGAACACGAGAUGGUCACCAAGACGGGGGACUCCACGGGCCGCCUUAUGAUGUAUGAUCCACGAACAUCGGAC
Messenger RNA from Triticum aestivum (bread wheat), 1085 nucleotides. Its product is annotated as protein STRICTOSIDINE SYNTHASE-LIKE 3. The record is from RefSeq and is a predicted model, not a curated record. Gene Ontology annotation, cellular component: endomembrane system. The annotation marks the transcript as partial. Gene Ontology annotation, molecular function: hydrolase activity. Lineage: Eukaryota; Viridiplantae; Streptophyta; Magnoliopsida; Poales; Poaceae. The transcript has a single exon.